CUAGCCUUCACCGGGAUAGACUGCUAAGGCGAUUCGCACAGAUCUCCACUACUGGAAUGAAUUCCAGUACAAAGCAGUGAAUUGAUUGACUCUCGCACAACCAAUUCACCACUAUCAAUCAAGGAAGCUCUCUUAACCUAAUCAGAUUCUAUCUAUCAUAGGUUAAAGCAGAAGUCAAGAGAAUUUGAUCAAGAUUCAAUUGACCCAAUAAAUCAUGCCUCAAUCAAUUAUAAUCAAACAAUAUAACAUCCAAAACUUCAUACAAGAAAGAUCCUAACACAUGGAACUAGGGUUCCUCAAAACCUAAGUGAAGGGAAGUUACUCCAUAGAGAAGAGAGAGACUGCAGAAAUCUGAUCUAGAUCUUCAAUCUCCAUCUCCAAGCUUGAUUCCCGAGCUCCAAUGGCAAAGAAAUCCUCCAAAAUAGCUCCAAGAAUGUUCCCAAGUCGCUCUCUCUCUCUCUCUCUAGGGUUCGUCCCUUGGGUGUUUGGGAACCAAAACCCAGCUCUCCCCUUUCCUUUUGCUGAAAAUCGGGUUUUAACCAGAAAUUCCCGAUCACACAGCCAGGCCACACGGCCGUGUGACUUUCCCAGAUGCCCGUGUGAGGGCUCGGUGAUUUCCACACGGCCACAUGUCCAGUUCACACGGCCGUGUGGGUCUUGCCCGUGUGGCUUGCUUAGCCUCUGUUUAAUGCUUCGUUUCUCCCUCGUCCGGACUCCGAAUCAGUCGCUGUUUGAUCCCAGACGCUCGUAGUCUCGUCCUCUUUCUUUUCAUGACAAAAUUCCAUGAUUAUUUGUCUAUAAUAUGAGGUAGAAGUACAUUAUUCCUCAGGUCAUGCUCGUGUUUCUUCUCCCGAAUUGCCGAAUGAUCUCCGAUUGACUUCAAACUUGCGCCUAUGCUUCAAUUUACAUGCUAGGACCUGAAAUGUGACAAAGGAACACAACCUAGUAUAAAAUAGGCCAAAGAAGCGAUAAUGCAAGCUUAAACGAUCAAGAAACAAAGGGGAAAACAUGUGCAAAUAUCGAGUCAUCAACGGGCCAUUCUGCAGAGCCAUGCUACACUCCACAACCAGAUCCAAACUAUGAAUUGAGGCUUCUCAUGGAGUAGUUUGCUCGAGACUGUAAGAGAUCAUGCUCCAGGAUGGAUCAUUGUGUCCAGGCCUACCGUGAAACAGAGGAGAUCCUCUUGGGCCUUAAGAAGAGCGUCGAUGAUCUUGAGCGAUCUUGUGCACAACCUGCUCCAGAUCACCCUUCUGCUACCAUACUAGAAGAGGAGGAGGGGAAGAAGGCUACAAGGAUUUGUCACGGAGAGCUCCCGUGAUGAUCAUGAUCAGGAAUGUCCUGUCGUAGUCGACCACACCUUCCCACAUCCCAAACUGAGCUUUGAAGAGGCGGGCAUGAGUGAGGAGAUGCAAGAAGAUCUCAUGAAAGAAAUUGCUUGGAAACUUGCUCUCCAAUCCAUGCUAGAAGAAGAAGAGGAAGAAAGGGUGCAGAAAGAAGUUGUGGAGGAUGACGAAAGUGAAGCAGAAGGAUUUCUUGAUCAUUUCCCAGGGUUGUUACCACAUGAAGAAGAAAGGGAGGCUGAAGAAGCAAUUGGCGUCCAGGCUGAGGACGGAGUUAAGGUGGAAGAGGCCUGCACCGACCAUGAGUUACAUGUAAUAUCACCACCAAACUUCAAGGAACUACUUAACAAGGAACCAAUUGUAGUGUCCCUUUGCCAGACCAAGGCCACGUCGACAUCGGUCCCUCUUGGUGGACGCGAUGGUGGCCAAUCGAUGCUGUCAUAUCUAGUUUGGGGCAAUGAGACGAGAGAAGAGAAGAAGAGGUCUCAAGGGUGGAGACUUCAUCCGCAUCAAGUGCACGAGCUUCCAUCACCUGUCAUACCACAUGCUCGUGACUUGAGACUCCACCUCAUUGACGAGAACCUCAACUUCAAGGAGGUUUUGGGGUGGACCGAAACUUAGGAGCCAUCGUCCGGCUCACGACGUGAAAGAAGCGCUUGUUGGGAGGCAACCCAACCAGUCGGUUUGCAUUUCUUUCUCUAUUUCACCUUGGUUGAGUCAGUUUUGUUCUUUGAUUUUAGAGUCAAUAACUCAACCUUUGUGAGAUUUUGUGGUGUUUGUGUUCCGACUACUCUCUCCUCCUGGAAUACACCGCCUGCCCCGUCCACCAUCAUUCACCCUUGAUCUGGUAACUUUGUUCUAACCUCCUUAUCUUUCCUCCAUUGAGGACAAUGUCGUGCUUAAGUGUGGGGGGAUGUUUGAUUAUGUAUGCGGGUGAAUGUUUGGUUGUUUGUGUGCUUGGAGCCUAGUCCACUGUCCAAAUUUACAAAUUUGAGAGCUCCAAGUACAUGUUUCCUUGCAAAUUGCCUGCUCAGUAUGCUUUGAAUUGACAGUCUCUAUAGUAAUGUGAACCUAGGGAGGUAGUGUAGCACUAUGGAGGAUGUUGAAGUAUAAGAUUUUUCCUAUCUAGCUCUCUGUUGUGCCAGUUGAUUUUGUGAAUUAGUGGAGCUAGGACCGUUGAAUUCAUGUGGUAAUGGUGACUCUAUGUGGAUUGUGUUAUGGACUCGUGUAUCGAACAGGGUGCACAUGUGAAAAAUGAAAUGCAGUUGGUCCUCCAUGUUAAAAUCAUCAAAAUCUUAAACAUGGGGUAAGCCCAACGUGUGCGGCACCGUUCAUUGCACCAAAUCGGGUUUUGGAAGAGAUUUUAGUGAUCCUUAGUGGGGGUACUCCUACAAGGUGAAGCUAAGUUGUCUCUAGUACAAGUAAAACUUCCACCCGUUGAACAGUUUGCCUACUUGAGGAUGUGUUUUUAAGGGCACAGAUAGAUCUUCUGACCCCCCUUAAUUUCAUUGACCCUCCACAUGAGUUGAGGAAAAGGAAUUAAAAGAAGUACUUUGGCGAGCGCCAGAUGUACAGAAAUUGCUCUUGCUCGACUAAUAAGGGUCGACCGUGUAAGAGACUGCAGUUGGAACCCCCUCCAAGUGAAUGAAAAAGAAAAAAAAAGUAAAAUGAAGGUGAAAAAGGGGUUCCAACGGUGAAAUGAAGUGAAAAGAGCACCCCGGUACAACGAGUCCUUGGUUGAGAAUGACAUGAGUCCCUUUAUCCAUGAACUGACUGUCUUACUUCUACUUCUUCUCAUGAUCCUGGCUUGAGUCUAGUACUCGCAUUGAGAGAGAUAGGGAACGUCUUAGAAGACCAGUUGACCUCGUAAGCUGCUAUAUGAUCUAGGAAAUCCUCUACCGACGAUCGGGGUUGUAUGUUGCUUAGAGGUCUACAGAGCUGCAUUGGUUUGAGUUAGGUUUGCUUGGGGACAAGCAAACGGUUAAGUGUGGGGGGAUUUGAUGACUCGAUAUUUGUACAUGUUUCCCUUUUGUUUCAUGAUAGUUUGAGCCUUAAUUAUCGCGUCUUUGGCCUAUUUUACGCUAGGUUGUGUUCCUUUGUCACAUUUCAGGUCCUAGCACAUAAAGUGAAGCAUAGGCGCAAGUUUCAAGUCAAUCAGAGAUCAAUUGGCUAUUAGGGAGAAGAAACUCGGGCAUGACCUGAAGAAGAAUGGAUUUCUACCUCACUUUAUGGACAAAUAAUCAUGAAAGCUUGUCAUGAAAAUAAAGAGGACAAGACUACGAGCGUUUGGGAUCAAACGGCGGCUGAUUCGGAGUCCGGACGAGGGAGAAACGAAGCAUUGAAUAUAGGGGAACUGGUUCGGCAGUAAAAACACGGGCGCGCAUAAAUCAAAACACGGUCGUGCCCAUAUUAAGACGCGACCGUGUUUUGGCCGACUGAAUCGGGUUUUUUAGGCAGAUUGAAGCCAAAGGAAAGGGGGAGCUGGGUUUUGGAUCCCAAACACCCAAGGGACGAACCAAAGAGAGAGAGGGCGAUUUGAAGGCAUUCUAAGAGUGGAAUUGGAGGAUUUCUUCACCUUGGAAGCUCGAGGAAUAAGCACGAACUUGAAGA
Messenger RNA from Linum trigynum, 3950 nucleotides. The record is from the annotation of a GenBank genome assembly. NCBI's taxonomy places the organism in Eukaryota, Viridiplantae, Streptophyta, Magnoliopsida, Malpighiales, Linaceae.